This is a messenger RNA of Heteronotia binoei (common prickly gecko), 2998 nucleotides long. It is a transcript of the gene PUM3, whose product is annotated as pumilio RNA binding family member 3. The transcript has 19 exons. NCBI's taxonomy places the organism in Eukaryota, Metazoa, Chordata, Lepidosauria, Squamata, Gekkonidae. The record is from RefSeq and is a predicted model, not a curated record. Gene Ontology annotation, cellular component: nucleolus. Gene Ontology annotation, molecular function: mRNA binding. The coding region runs from base 951 to 2852 and encodes 633 amino acids. Gene Ontology annotation, biological process: regulation of translation.
UGGAUCUUAAUUAGGUUUAAUUUUGGCUAAUGAAUUAACGGAUUAUUAAUUCAUUAGCCAGACUUUACAAAAAUAAUGCAUAAUCCUUGUGAUGCCCUGGAAUCUUCAUUAUGUCAUGCUGAAAACAGAGGAGUAAGAAAUUCCAUAUCCGCACAAAGAUCACAUCCUGCAGCGAAAUGGACAAUUUAACUAGACCACUCUCAGCCUCAAACCAGCGUUGAAUCGAACGCAGGCGUGCUUACAGCAUCCCCUUGCAUGACAGACACCUUAUGCUUUUCCCACUCGGAGCGUCUUAAACUGCGAUUCCAUAUCAAACCGGAAGUUGGAGGGCGUAAGCGACUCAUCUUUCUAGGAGUUCUGUGGCCACGAUGUGCCGUCUUUACACCAAAACAAACGGAGCUCCGCACAUCCAGGUUAACCAAAGACGUCACAGUUAAGCUUAACUUUCAAUUCCGGUUUCCAUUCUUAAUUCUUACCACAUGUAUCACUGGCUGAUGACUUUGCACAGAGUUUUCUACAAAGAUUAAAACGUGUGAUAUCGACUGAAAUGCCUUGGAAAAACUGGAAGAUGACACCGGCCAUACACAUUCAUCCGGGAACCGGAAGUGUUAUUACAGUUUCGCGAAUUCUGUGACUCUUUGCCUUAUUGCGGCGGGUUGCUUUACGGCAGCUCACUACGCAAGGCUUCGAAGCUCUUUGCAGUGUUGCGAAGUGACCGGUCAGGGACCUGAAAGAUCCCCCGGAAGCAGUAUGGAGGGAGAGGAAGUACUUGGGAGGAGGCUGACGGGAGGAUUGCACGUGUGAGAGGCGCAGAGUGUUAAAGCUGCAGUACUGCAGUCCUAAGCUCUGCUCACGACCUGAGUUCAAUCCCCGGUGGAAGCUGGGUUUUCAGACAGCCGGCUUGAAGUUGACUCAGCCUUCCAUCCUUUCAAGAUUCACAGGCCUGACUUAUGGAAGCCAAAGGUAAAAGAAAAUUCAUAGGCAAAGGUGGAAAAUCAGGACCUGGAAAAAAGAAGUUUAAGCAAAAUCUUGAUGCUGGUCUUCCAAAGAAAUUUAAUAGAAAUGGGAAGGAUGGCAAGCCGAAAUUUAAAUCUAAGAAGUUUGAAAAAGGAAAUGCAAAGCCUGGUAAAACUGGUGUAAAACAAAUCAAGAGUAAACAAUUACCAGGCAAAUCGUCCCAGAAACGAAAACUCCAAGAUGGCAGUGAAGGACUGCAGCCGAAGAAGCCUAAAUGGGAUGACUUCAAGAAGAAGAAGAAGGAGCUGAAGCAAAGCAGACAGCUGAAUGACAAAUCCAACUAUGAUGCAGUGUUUAAGGCAAAGCAGCUUUGGGAAGCUCUGAGACAGAAAAAAUGUGACCUAGAGAAGCGCAAGAAACUGUUAAGUGAACUUCAGGAGCUGCUUCGUGGGAAAAUAAAAAGUAUGGCAUUUGCUCAUGACUCUACUCGUGUUAUCCAGUGUUACAUUCGUUUUGGCAAUGAAAAGCAAAGGCAAGAAGUAUUUGACGAAUUAAAAGAGAGUUUUACUGAACUAAGCAAAUCCAAGUAUUCCAGAAAUAUUGUGAAGAAACUUCUCAUGUAUGGAACAAAACCACAAGUUGCAGAAAUUAUCAAGAGCUUUAAAGGUGAAGUGAGAAAGAUGCUACGUCAUGCUGAAGCAUCUGCAGUGGUGGAGUUUGCAUACAAUGACAAAGCCAUUUUGGAGCAGAGAAACAUGUUGACACAAGAGCUCUAUGGGAAUAUAUUCCAAGUCUACAAGUCAUCAGAACACCCAACCCUUGACAAAGUGUUAGAGGCACAUCCUGAAAAGCAGGAGGCCAUUAUGGAUGAAAUGAAGCUGAUCCUUACUCCAAUGGCUCAGAAAGAAGCUGUAAUAAAACAUUCAUUAGUGCAUAAGGUGUUCUUGGACUUUUUCAUUCAUGCCACCCCUAAACAGAGAUCUGAAAUGAUUGAAGCGAUCAGAGAAGCUGUAAUCUACUUAGCACACACACAUGAUGGAACCAGAGUAGCCAUGCAUUGCCUAUGGCAUGGGACCUCCAAGGACAGAAAAAUCAUUGUGAAAACCAUGAAGACCUAUGUUGAAAAAGUAGCUACUGGUGAAUUCUCACAUUUGGUUUUGCUGGCAGCUUUUGACUGCAUUGAUGACACCAAGCUUGUGAAACAACUAAUUAUAUCUGAAAUUAGUGAUUCCUUAGCCAGCAUUAUGAACAAUAAAUAUGGAAGAAAGGUCCUGUUGUAUCUGUGUAACCCAAGGGAUCCUACGUAUUUCUCACCAGCAAUAAUCAAAAUCCUGCAACAGGGUGAUGGAAAUGCUUACAGUAAAAAAGAUGUGGAUGUUCGACGUCGUGAGCUCUUGGAAGCUGUGUCCCCAUCUUUAUUGAACUACCUGAACCUGCAUGCUGAAGAAAUGGUGAUGGACAAAGCUACCUGUAUUAUGGUGACGGGUAUCCUCAAGGCCUCUGUUGGUGACAUCCAACCUGCUUUCGACACUAUUGCUAGUUUGGCUGCAAAAGAAAUGAUUUCAGGAGGUGAAGAUGGGCAGCUUCAUAUUGCAGAACAUCCAGCAGGUCAUCUGGUUCUGAAGUGGUUACUUGAACAAGAUGAAAAGAUGAAAGAAAAUGGCAGAGAAGGUUGUUUUGCAAGGACAUUAGUGGAGCAUGUGGGCAUUGACCAUUUGAAGAGCUGGGCAGAUGUCAAUCGAGGUGCAAUUAUUCUUUGUCGCCUUCUUCAGAGCUCCGACCAGGAAGUGGCAAAUCAAAUCAAAAAUGGACUAAAAGGCCUUAUUCCAAAAUUGAAAGAGACUAAAGAUGCCAAAGGAGCAGUGAAAGUACUGCUAGAAAAACUGUCAUCUUAAUUUAAAGAGUAAUGAAAUUGACACUUUUUAAAUAUAUGUAAGCAAAUAUUUCAUUUUUCAAUGACAGAAAUGAAUCAUAAGAGUAGCUUUUCUGCAGCAACCUGUAAUUUUUGAAAAAUGUUUUAUAAAUUAAAUUCUUUCAGAUA